AUGAGCUUGGAGGGCGGUCAGGGGAACAGUCCCUGUCGCGGGGCUGAUAGCGGGGACGCCGAGCCGCCCCCGCCCCUGCCCGGUAAGGCGGCUGCGGCCCCACGCUACCAGCAGCGGCUGCCCUCGCCACCCGCGCUCCCCGAGCGCGCUGCCGCUGGGCCGGACGAAGCGCCAGGGGAGGUGGCCCCGCGGCGCAGGGGCUCGGAUGAGCUGCCGCCACCGCCGUCGCCUCUGACACCCGGCGGCAGGGAGGUGUCGGCUGCCGGGGACUCCAGGGAAGGUCCGAAGCUCUUCCCGGAGGCGGCGGUCCCUGAGGCAGCGGCGGGGAAGGGCGGCCCCGAGGAACCCCAGGCAGGCGCGGGUGGGGAGGGCGAGCGGCCCGGCUCAGGGGAGCAGCCCGAGACGCGCUCGGUGUGCAGCAGCCGCAGCAGCAGCAGCGGUGGCGACCAGCGCGCCGGGCACCAGCACCAGCACCACCAGCCCAUCUGCAAGAUCUGCUUCCAGGGCGCGGAACAGGGGGAGCUGUUAAAUCCUUGCCGAUGUGAUGGGUCAGUCCGCUACACACAUCAGCUGUGUUUGCUGAAGUGGAUCAGUGAGAGGGGGUCGUGGACCUGUGAACUCUGCUGUUACAGAUACCAUGUCAUAGCCAUUAAAAUGAAACAGCCUUGCCAGUGGCAAAGCAUUUCUAUAACACUGGUUGAGAAAGUUCAAAUGAUUGCUGUCAUCCUAGGAUCCCUGUUCUUAAUAGCGAGUGUGACUUGGCUUCUCUGGUCAGCCUUCAGCCCCUAUGCGGUGUGGCAGAGGAAGGACCUCCUUUUUCAGAUCUGCUAUGGAAUGUAUGGUUUUAUGGAUCUAGUAUGCAUAGGACUCAUUGUCCACGAAGGAGCCGCAGUUUACAGAGUAUUUAAGCGCUGGCGAGCUGUGAACUUGCACUGGGAUGUAUUAAAUUAUGACAAAGCCACAGACAUCGAAGAAAGUAGCCGGGGAGAGUCUUCCACAAGUAGGACUUUGUGGUUGCCACUGACAGCUCUGCGAAACAGAAACUUGGUCCACCCAACACAGUUAACCUCGCCAAGGUUCCAGUGUGGCUACAUGUUGUUGCAUCUGUUCAGUCGGAUGCGGCCUCAUGAAGAUUUGUCAGAAGAUAACAGCUCGGGGGAGGUUGUGAUGAGAGUGACUUCCGUGUGACAAAGAUACGUGAUGAUGCAGUGCGGGACGCCCAGCACACUCGGGAAUGUAAUUGCAGUGAACGGUGAAACCAUAGCACUUCUAAAAACACACAUCUACGAACUUUUUAAAAUUUAUGCUUUUUGUAUGAACAUUUGAAUUGCAAAUACAUUUUCUGAAAAAAGGGAGUUCUCUUGUUCUUUGUUUUUCGAUUUGCCACAUCUUUUAUAUGUUAGUACUUGAGAUCAUUAUACAUAUAAUUUAACCUACUUAAUUUAAGAGAACGAUGAAAGUUAUCAUUGAGGCUACAACUAUUUUUCUUGUUUCUUUUAAAUAUAUAUUUUUUAUCAAACCUUU
This is a messenger RNA of Ochotona curzoniae (black-lipped pika), 1524 nucleotides long. It is a transcript of the gene MARCHF11, whose product is annotated as membrane associated ring-CH-type finger 11. The record is from RefSeq and is a predicted model, not a curated record. Gene Ontology annotation, molecular function: zinc ion binding; ubiquitin-protein transferase activity. Gene Ontology annotation, biological process: protein ubiquitination. The coding region runs from base 1 to 1188 and encodes 395 amino acids. The transcript has 4 exons. NCBI's taxonomy places the organism in Eukaryota, Metazoa, Chordata, Mammalia, Lagomorpha, Ochotonidae.